ACGCUACGCGCCAGCUCCACCCUCCCCUGCAUAAAAAAGUCUCCGGCGCUCGCAAUUUUUCUUCAUUAAUCAAUACAGUUGUUUCGUGUUUUCCCUCCCCUUCCACUCCGCCAUUCCCCUCUCUCUCUCUGCAGUUCGCAUUCUCAGUGGUCAUGGCGACUUUCGGAGCUGCUUCGACGGCGACUCACAAUCCUAACAAAUCCAUCGAGGUGAUUCAACCUCCCAGUGACUCUGUCUCAAGCCUCAGUUUCAGUCCAAAGGCCAACCUCCUUAUUGCUACUUCAUGGGAUAAUCAGGUAAGGUGCUGGGAACUAACCAGAAGUGGGACUACAGUAAACAGCGUGCCUAAGGCAUCUGUUUCUCACGACCAACCGGUGCUGUGCUCAGCUUGGAAGGACGACGGAACAACUGUCUUUUCUGGUGGCUGUGAUAAGCAAGUGAAGAUGUGGCCGUUGCUGUCCGGUGGUCAACCAACAACAGUAGCCAUGCAUGAUGCACCCAUUAAGGAGGUUGCCUGGAUCCCUGAGAUGAAUGUCUUAGUCACUGGAAGCUGGGACAAGACCUUGAAGUAUUGGGAUUUAAGGCAGUCUACUCCAGUACAUAGUCAAUCACUUCCAGACCGCUGCUACUCAUUCAGUGUCAGGCAUCCUUUGAUGGUUGUUGGAACUGCUGAUAGAAAUCUUAUUGUCUAUAAUUUGCAAAAUCCUCAGAGUGAGUUCAAGCGAAUUACUUCUCCCCUCAAAUAUCAGACAAGAUGUGUCGCAGCUUUUCCUGAUCAGCAAGGUUUUCUGGUUGGGUCAAUCGAAGGGCGAGUUGGUGUUCAUCACCUGGAUGAUUCCCUGCAAAGCAAAAAUUUCACAUUUAAGUGCCAUCGAGAGGGCAGUGAGAUAUACUCCGUCAAUGCUCUAAAUUUUCAUCCAGUGCAUCACACAUUUGCAACUGCAGGAUCUGAUGGAACUUUCAAUUUUUGGGACAAGGAUAGCAAACAGAGACUCAAGGCCAUGUUAAAAUGCGGCCAACCGAUAACUUGCAGUGCCUUCAACAAUGAUGGCUCUAUAUAUGCUUACUCUGGAUGUUAUGACUGGAGCAAAGGAGCAGAAAAUCAUAAUCCAGCUACAGCCAAGACCUAUAUCUUCCUGCACCUACCGGUGGAUAGUGACGUUAAAGGCAGGCCGAGGACUAGUACAAAUAACAGAAAGUGAGUGAAGAUUAUCAUCAGUAGAUUCAGGAAAGUCUCAAACACAAGCAGAAGAGAGGGCUGCCGGUGCAGAAGUUGCGGGACGAUCUCUUUUGUUCUCCAUUUUCCUCCCCAUGUUGUUUGAUAUUUUUAGUGGGCAUGAUAGCAUAGGCAGGUAUCAUUCAUAGGUCGGGAAGAAGAGAAACAAGAAAUAUAGUCUAGGAAUUGUCUGUCGCAUUCUUGAGAGAGUGGAGGAUUAGUCUUUGUUCGUCGACUUACUCAACAUAAGUUGGAAUUUCGUUCUGUAGGGGGUCUAAGUUGAAUAUUGUUUUCUAUGCUUUAAGAGCGUCGAAGUAUUUUUGACAUGACAUGAUGAUUCGGCAGAUGUUUCCGCAAUGUGGGAUCAUUCAAAAUAUUUAUUGUUGGCGCCUAGUAGUAACAAAUGGUAUUUCGAACCUGCA
Punica granatum (pomegranate) is the source of this 1638-nucleotide messenger RNA. The record is from RefSeq and is a predicted model, not a curated record. Lineage: Eukaryota; Viridiplantae; Streptophyta; Magnoliopsida; Myrtales; Lythraceae.